Xylaria bambusicola is the source of this 3518-nucleotide messenger RNA. RefSeq lists its product as uncharacterized. Gene Ontology annotation, molecular function: protein binding; chromatin DNA binding; RNA polymerase II cis-regulatory region sequence-specific DNA binding. Bases 621 to 3200 code for a protein of 859 amino acids. The record is from RefSeq and is a predicted model, not a curated record. Gene Ontology annotation, biological process: regulation of gene expression. Lineage: Eukaryota; Fungi; Ascomycota; Sordariomycetes; Xylariales; Xylariaceae. The transcript has 8 exons.
AAGCACCUUUCGUGGGUAAGGGUAGAUAGCCAUGGAGUGAAGCAAUGCCCUUUGGAAAACUCCUGGGGCGAGCCGGCCAUCUCUUGUUGUCUCUCUCGUCGUCCACCGCCUGCCUGUCAUCCCCUCCCCUUCCCAUCCCGACACUGGAGUUUCCAUGUCUUCAGCCUUCACGCCGUGGUAGAUUCGAUUUCCAUUUCUUGUAUCUACACGUCACACCUAGACAACACUUCCUACCACAACAUUUCUUCAUUGGUCAUGUUCAGCACAUGCGCUUAACGGGCAUAGCAGCCUACCCGCAUCAGUUCAAGGAGCAGUCACAUUUCUGCACCUACAGCUGCUGGCCGUACGAACCUCGCAAAAACUUCACGUCUUGUGGUAUCAUCGAGUCUAACUCUGCCAGGGGCGCUGCCUAAGUCCGCAGUCGGCAGUUGCAUCUAUUUUUAUUGAUUUUUUGGGCACGUUGCGUAGCUACGUCGCGCGUCCUUCUCGACUACAUUUCGAACAUAGCUUUGGAACCACAAUCCUGAAGCACUUCACGCACUAGUGGCUGAUUACUAGCGAUUGUAUCAUCAGUUCCUUGUCAUCACUUCGAUACCGUAGCCAUAUAAUUGUCGUCUAAUAUGGCGAACCACCAUCCAUCGCCGCAGAUGGCGAUGCAAAUGCAGCAUCAUGGCCCGCCUGCUCCCGCUGGGCCUGCCCAGGGAAGUCAAUGGGCGCCAUCGCGCCACAUGGUAGCCGUUAAUGAAUCACUAUGGAUGCAAAUUGGCAGCUUCUCCGAGUUGCUUGGCAACCUUGAUGAUGCUAUGCAAGCCUACGAGCGUGCCCUCCACGCCAACCCGAACUCGGUCCCAGCCAUGAACGCCAUCAGUCUAAUCCUCCGAACUCGCGAAGAGUUUCACAAGGCAGUCGAGUUCUUGCAAGCAAUCCUAAAAAUAGACGGCCAAAAUGGGGAAGUCUGGGGCAGUCUAGGCCAUUGCUUUCUUAUGAUGGAUGACCUACAGCAGGCGUAUGCUGCAUAUCAGAAUGCACUGAUCAACUUGGCGAACCCCAAGGAGCCAAAAUUGUGGUAUGGCAUAGGUAUACUUUAUGACCGCUACGGCUCUCUUGAUCACGCAGAAGAGGCAUUUUCUCAAGUGAUGCAAAUGCAACCAGAUUUCGAGAAAGCAAACGAAAUCUACUUUAGGCUGGGUAUAAUAUAUAAACAACAAUCCAAAUAUGGACAAAGCUUGGAGUGUUUCAAAUACAUCGUGAAUUCACCGCCUCCUCCAUUGACCGAGGAAGAUAUCUGGUUUCAGAUAGGUCAUGUACACGAACAGCAGAAAGAUUAUGAUAGUGCCAAAGCUGCCUAUGGCCGAGUGCUUGAUCGUGAUCCAAACCAUGCGAAAGUUCUGCAGCAGCUCGGUUGGCUUCAUCACCAACAAAGUAGCUCCUUCCAAACACAGGAGCGAGCUAUCGAAUACCUUGAAAAAUCUGUUGCUGCUGAUAAUGGCGAUGCUCAGAGUUGGUAUCUUCUUGGUCGAUGUUACAUGUCGCAGCAAAAGUACCCCAAGGCAUAUGAAGCUUAUCAACAAGCUGUAUAUCGUGAUGGUCGAAACCCCACUUUCUGGUGUUCCAUCGGUGUUCUGUACUACCAGAUCAAUCAGUACAGAGAUGCACUAGAUGCGUAUUCGCGCGCUAUACGCUUGAACCCAUAUAUUUCAGAAGUCUGGUAUGAUCUCGGUACUUUGUAUGAAUCGUGCAACAACCAAAUCACUGAUGCUCUGGAUGCGUACCAAAGGGCAGCCGAAUUAGACCCUGCCAACCCUCACAUCAAGGCCAGAUUGCAGCUUCUACGUCAAGGCCAAACACCGGGAAGCAACAUUCCCCAGGCAGUGCCAACUGAUGUCCAUCCUCAGUCAUAUGGUGCUCAAGGGCCGCAAGCACCUUCGUGGCCAGGUUCUGGCCCAAUUCAACAAUCUGGACCGGGUGCCUCACAUAGGCCACCACCCGGUCCUGCUGCUGCCAAUGGAUGGGGUCAACGAACCAGCGAUAUCAGUCCCCCACAGCCACCAAAUCCUUAUGAACAGCGGGAGCCGUUUCGGGGACCAGCGCCUCCGUUACCCCGGCAGCCAAGUCCCCGUCCUGAGAUGAGACCUUAUGGAGAGCCUAACCGACCCGGUCCGGCACCAAUUCGAAGAGGCCCCUCACCUGCGCCCUCAUCACAAUAUGGCCCACCACCACUAUCUGGUCCCCCUCAGCAGCCACCCCCGCCAGCUCAAGGCGGUCCAGCCCGAGUUAUCAACUCAAGCUACACUCCAACGCCCGCUAGCAUUGGCCCUGGAAAUGGACCGCCCAAUGGUGCUCAGCCGCACACUCUAAUGCCUUAUAGAGCGGGCUCUCCACGGUCUGAGCAGCAGAGACCAAUGCAUGAUAAUCGUAUGCCGUCUCCCAAGUCGGCUUACCCACAACAUCAACCUCCCUACUCGCACCACCAAGAGCCAGGAAUGGACAAUGGUGGUCCGAUGCCGCCAAAGGGCCCGAUGGGUCCAGAGAUGCAUCGGGAUGACAGGCCACCAUCUGUUGCAAAGAGAAUGCGGGAGUGGGAAGAUGAACCGGCGAUAAAAAAACCUGCCAGUGAUGAAAACAGGUCGCGCAUGCACGAUGUGACCCACAGACGGCCAUCAACUCCACCCCGAGACCCUUACCGCCGGUCUCCCGAGGGUCACCGCUUCGAGGAUCGCCGAAUGGAGGAGCGCCGGGCGGACGAUCAGAGACGGGCGGAAGAGAUGCGACGGGCUGACGACCAAAGACAUGGUAACGAGGGCUACCACCCAUCUGAAGCAGCUCAUCACCCACCAACUCAUUCAAUGCCUCCUAAUCACUUGCCUCCCAUGCAAUCAGGGCCAUCACCUAUGCCUGGCAUCAUGCAUGAGCCUCCACAGCCCAGCCCAGCAUCCAAGGAGUACAGCCAAGAGGACAGGUCAAGGCUAGAGCACCCAUCUGUACCGGCUCCGCUACAAAUGAAUGAGCCUGAGCGUGCUGCUCGUAAGAUGGAUGUUGAUGAAGACUAUGAUGAUAGUGGCGAAGAGGAGAAGAAAGUAGGACCCGGGGGUCCUACAUCUGGUCCUGCGUCAGCAUCGGGAGAAAUGAAGACUACGACACCCACAAGUGCUGGGAUGAACGGUAUAAUGGGCCCAGCCCCUAAGACGGAGACUGCGUAAUAGCGCAGGCUUGGGCAACGGAGGGGAUGUUUAUGGGGUGGCUGAACUGGACUUUUGCGUACAUACCCUUUUCCUUAAUCGAUUCAUCUAUGUAUAAAAGCAAGGUGACUGUUUUGCCUCCCACGAGGUGAUGCAUCCUUGUGGGGAGCAUCAAGCAAUGCCUUGUGAAGUGUUUCUUCACUUUUUUUUUUAGCCCUUACGACUAGCUUGCUCAAAUAUAAACUACAUUCAAAAUCGGCUCAUACUAUUUCCGUGCACACUUAUCUUAAACUUCAAGCAUUGACAGCUGUAACAAGAGACUGAAAACAGAUGAUCAUA